AUGACAUAUCCAGGGGCCCACGCCGAGUCGACGCCUGACAAGGUCGCGCUGAUCUUGGCGGGCAGCGGCGAGACGAUGACGUAUCGCGAGCUCAAUGAUCGUUCGAACCAGCUGGCGCAACUCUUUCGAGCUGAAGGGCUCAAAGACGGCGACCAUGUCGCCCUUUGGGCCGAGAACAACCUCGACUACUUCGUUGUGUACUGGGCGGCCCUGCGCAGCGGUCUAUACAUCACGGCGGUCAACCGGUUCCUGUCGGCCGAAGAGGGCGGCUACAUCCUCAACGACAGUGGCGCCCAGGCGCUGGUGGCGACCACGCGGUAUCAACAGGUCGCGACCGAGGCGCUGGCAUUCGCACCGGGCUGCACCCUCAACCUGUUGAUCGGCGGUGCCGACGACACGUUUAGCGACUUCGAUGAGGCCAUUGCGGCGUUGCCCGCAGAGCCGUUGACGCACGAGCCGAUGGGCUCGUUCAUGUUGUAUUCCUCGGGCACGACCGGCCAGCCCAAGGGCAUCAAGCGGCCUCGGCCAACAACGACGAUUCAGGAGACACCACCGACGACGUCCGGCUUCAUGCGAAUGCUCGGCGGCAUGGACGAAAACACGGUCUACCUGUGCCCAGCACCGCUGUAUCACGCAGCACCGCUCGCGUGGACGGCCGGCAUCCACGAGCUCGGUGGUACCGCGGUGAUCAUGGAGAAGUUCGACCCACAACUGUUCAUGCAGUACGUGGCGCAAUAUGGCGUGACUGCAACCCAGGUCGUGCCGACGAUGUUCGUGCGCAUGCUCAAGCUCGAUCAGGAAACCCGAACGGCCCACGACCUGAGUUCGCUGACCUUCUGCGUGCACGCUGCGGCCCCUUGCCCCGUGCCGGUCAAGCAGCAGAUGAUCGAGUGGUGGGGUCCGAUCAUUCACGAAUACUACGCCGGCACCGAGGGCAACGGCAUGACCUACAUCGGCCCCCAGGACUGGCUGGAGCAUCCCGGAUCCGUCGGCAAGCCGAUGCUCGGUGUUUUACGGAUAUGCGACGACGAAGGUGACGAAGUGCCCGCUGGCGAGGCGGGCACCGUCUACUUCGAGCGUGACGAGAUGCCGUUCGAGUAUCACGGCGCGCCCGACAAGACCAGCGCUGCUCAGCACCCGAAGCAUCCGACCUGGUCAGCGCUUGGCGAUAUCGGUUACGUCGACGACGAGGGCUUCCUCUUCCUGACCGACCGCAAAGCGUUCAUGAUUAUUUCGGGUGGCGUGAACAUCUACCCGCAGGAGAUCGAGGACUGCCUCGUGAUGCACGACAAGGUAACCGACGUUGCCGUCUUCGGCCUGCCCGAUCCCGAGAUGGGCGAGUACGUGCACGCCGCCGUGCAGCCGGCCGAUGGUGUCGAGGCGACCGAUGAGCUGGCGUCGGAGCUGCUCGCCUAUGUACGCGAGUCCAUUGCCCACUACAAGGUGCCGCGUGUGCUCGAUUUCCGGAGCGAGCUUCCACGGUUGCCAACGGGCAAGCUCUACAAGCGGCUGCUCAAGGACGAGUACUUGCAGGCGUCGUCGUGA
Molecule: messenger RNA, 1545 nt
Organism: Nerophis lumbriciformis (worm pipefish)
Lineage: Eukaryota; Metazoa; Chordata; Actinopteri; Syngnathiformes; Syngnathidae
Source: RefSeq, a predicted model, not a curated record